Saccharomyces eubayanus is the source of this 1257-nucleotide messenger RNA. RefSeq names its product diacylglycerol O-acyltransferase (gene DGA1). Gene Ontology annotation, molecular function: diacylglycerol O-acyltransferase activity. Gene Ontology annotation, biological process: triglyceride biosynthetic process. The record is from RefSeq and is a predicted model, not a curated record. The coding region runs from base 1 to 1257 and encodes 418 amino acids. Lineage: Eukaryota; Fungi; Ascomycota; Saccharomycetes; Saccharomycetales; Saccharomycetaceae. Gene Ontology annotation, cellular component: endoplasmic reticulum membrane. The transcript has a single exon.
AUGUCAGAUACAAUAAACACUUUAAGAAGAAGAACGAAUGAAGAGUGGAAAGCUACGCCCGGUAUUGCCGAACAGCAUGAGGAUCAACCCUCGACAAUCAUCGAUAAGAGAGACCAAACUCCCAAGCCACAACUAGAGUCGUGUUGUCCCUUAGCAACACCCUUUGAAAGGAGGUUGCAAACGCUGGCUGUGGCAUGGCACACAUCCUCUUUUGUAGUAUUUUCUAUAUUUGCAUUGUUUGCAAUAUCGACGCCGACACUAUGGUUUUUUGUUAUCCCGUACAUGAUCUAUUUUUUCUUUGAUAGAUCUCCUGCAACUGGUGAUGUGGUAAACAGAUAUUCCCUUCAGUUUCGUUCGUUAUCAGUUUGGAGAUGGUACUGUGACUACUUCCCCAUAACUUUGAUCAAGACCGCCGAACUGAAACCAACUUUUACGCUCUCAAAGAACAAGAACAAUAACGGCAAGGUGUACAAGAUCAGAUUGUGGCCAACCAAAUAUUCUAUCAACUUGAAAAGCUACUCUACCAUCGAUUACCGUGACCAGGAAUGUACGGGGCCAAAAUAUCUAUUCGGUUAUCAUCCACACGGGAUUGGUGCCCUGGGCGCGUUCGGAGCAUUUGCAACUGAGGGUUGUAACUAUUCUAAAAUCUUUCCAGGUAUUCCUAUUUCCUUAAUGACAUUGGUUACUCAAUUUCAUAUCCCUUUUUACAGAGAUUACUUGUUGGCAUUAGGUAUAUCUUCUGUGUCAAGAAAGAAUGCUUUAAGGACCUUAAGCAAAAACCAAUCAAUUUGUAUUGUUGUUGGUGGAGCCAGGGAAUCUUUGUUAAGUUCAACGAAUGGUACACAGCUGAUCUUGAACAAAAGAAAGGGAUUUAUCAAACUGGCGAUUCAGACAGGGAAUACCAACCUAGUCCCCGUGUUUGCAUUCGGAGAGGUCAACUGUUAUAACGUAUUAAACACAGAAGCGGACUCGACAUUGGGCAAGAUGCAAUUAUGGUUCAAGGAAAACUUCGGCUUUACCAUUCCUAUUUUCUAUGCAAGGGGACUAUUCAAUUAUGACUUCGGUUUAUUACCAUUUAGAGCACCAAUCAAUGUUGUCGUAGGGAGACCCAUUUAUGUUGAACAACAAAUAGUAAAUCCUCCAGAUGACGUCGUUGAUCAUUUCCACGACUUGUAUAUAAAAGAAUUGGAAAGAUUAUACUACGAAAAUAGAAACAAAUAUGGGAUAUCAGAAGCAGAAUUCAAGAUAGUUGGUUGA